AUCACUUACUCCCCUUUAUGUUCAUAUAUCCAGAAAGAGUAUAUGCAGACCUUAUCUCUACCUUGAGAAGGUCGACUGAUUGUUUUCAAUAGACCUCAAAAAUGAAAGAAGCAGGACACAAAAAUUCGAGGAGAAAUCUCAAGAUUUGUUGUGGUGUUACUUUACUUUUGUCAAUUACUCUUAUAAUUGUUUCUAUCACUUUAUUCCAUACUGUUCUAAAGCCCAAAAAACCUCAAAUCACUCUCCACCCUAUUUCUCUAGAUGAAAUUGAAUCCCAAAUCUUUUCACGAUUAAGCUCAAACGUGACAUUAAGAUUAAGGUUGAUAAUCACGAUUAAGAAUCCGAAUUAUGGAAGCUUCAAAUACAAGGACUCAAUAGCUUCUCUUAUUUACCAUGGUAACAAUUCAGUGGGUGAAAUUGUAAUUGAACAUGGAACUGUUCCAUCUAAGGGAGAGUUAAAUAUAAACAGUUAUGCUAAUAUUAUUGGGGAAAAAAUUAUAACAAGUACUUAUUUUGUGAAGGAUAUUGAGGCUGGAAGUUUGAACAUGACAUCCAAUUUAACUUUGCAUGGUAAAGUGAAGGUGCUCAAAGUUUUCAAGAUUCAUGCAACUGUUACUAGCCAUUGUGACAUUUCAGUUUUGGUUCAUUCUCUUGCUAUUAAAUUAAGGUGUCAUUCGAAAGUCAGGUUAUAAUUUAUGUUACUCAAGACUCUUUAAAAAUGUAGGUGACGUGUGUGGUAUUCUCUAAAAGUGAUGUGUGUUUUGGAGAAUCCAACAUCAACGCCGCGGCAACAUUUUGAGAGAGUCUUGAAGUAACUAGUAAAGUUGCUGCUAUGUGACCUCGACGAGUUCAAGUCGUGAAAACAGUCUGUUGCAGAAAUGUAGAGUAAGACGAUGUACAAUAAACCUUUUUGAUUCGGACCUUCUUCGGAUCCUGCUCAUUAAU
Molecule: messenger RNA, 945 nt
Organism: Capsicum annuum
Lineage: Eukaryota; Viridiplantae; Streptophyta; Magnoliopsida; Solanales; Solanaceae
Product: late embryogenesis abundant protein At1g64065
Exons: 1
Coding region: 102-692 (196 amino acids)
Source: RefSeq, a predicted model, not a curated record